This is a messenger RNA of Penicillium odoratum, 876 nucleotides long. RefSeq names its product bZIP transcription factor. Lineage: Eukaryota; Fungi; Ascomycota; Eurotiomycetes; Eurotiales; Aspergillaceae. The record is from RefSeq and is a predicted model, not a curated record. The transcript is spliced from 2 exons. The coding region runs from base 1 to 876 and encodes 291 amino acids.
AUGUCAUCAAACAGACACUUGAUUCAACUGGCGCAGAUGCCACAGCAGGCAGGCGUUUGUGCUCCUGAAGAUGACUGGACGGGCGUCACUGAUCCGGCGGAACGGAGGAAGUUACAGAACCGCCUAAAUCAGCGGACCUAUCGGCUACGACGACAGCUCGAUCGCAAUAAAGUUGACCAGUCGCAGGAAGAACGCGGUGGCCCUUCUACGUCUGUCUCAUCACAUCGAAAUAUUCGCGCAAUCCAAAGUGACAAGUCUGACAAUGAGUUCGUGUGCACGCUCGCCCCACCAAACACUGGUUCCUUGAUGCGCGAUCUGGAGCGCUUGACCCUUGGAAGCUAUCUACAAAGCUCCCCCAACAUAGAUCAUCUCCUGGCUCUUUCCAAACUCAACAUUCAGCGCGCGAUCAUCGAUAACACACGCCUAAUGGGCAUGACCAUGGACUGGAUGAAGGCGGAUGAUGCUCUCUCCAUAUUCAACAUGCAGAUCCCUGGCUUUUCAGAACUCCAUAUCCCACCUAGUCUGCGCCCGACAGAAGUCCAACGGCGGAUACCUCAUCAUCCAUGGCUGGAUUUUUUUCCUUUUCCAAACCUGAGGGAUAAUCUUAUCGCUGUUCAAGAUGAGAUUGACGAUGACGAGCUUUGCCAUGAUCUCAUGGCGUUCUGGGAUACGCGUAAUACAGAGGCGACAUUACUCGUAUGGGGAUUGUCUCAUGAGCCGCGGAACUGGGAAGUAACAGAAGCGUUCGCGAGGAAAUGGGGCUUUCUCCUCGUGGGCUGCCAGGAGCUGCUAAGAAGCAGUAACUAUUGGAGGGUGAAGAGAGGAGAGCGGCCGUUGAUUUGGAAGCAAUAUGUCAGCCACCAAAUAAAUAUUUGA